AGCCGACCUCCGAGGUCCUGCAGAGAGGGAGCAUGAAUGACAACAUCCAGGGUGAUGAGGUGCUGCGGCAGAUCGAGAGGGAGGUGCGGAUGCGGGAGGGAGCCAGUAAACUCCUUGCAGCCAGCUCCCAGAGAGGCCAGGCCCUGGAGGCCUCCAAGAGCCUGCUCACCUGCAAUGCCCGCAUCCUGGCCCUGCUCGGCCAGCUGCAGAAAAUGAGGAAAGCACAAAUCUUGCAGAGAGUCGGACACAGGCCAUCUGAAGAUCCAGCGCCCUGCGCAGGCAAAGUGGCAAUCUCAGACCUGCGAAUCCCCCUAAUGUGGAAAGACUCGGAGUACUUCAAAAACAAAGGAGAGCUACAUCGCUGUGCUGUUUUCUGCCUGCUUCAAUGUGGCACAGAGAUCCAGGACACCGGUGUGGUGAUGGUGGACAGGACUUUAACUGACGUCUGCUUCGAAGACAUCAUCAUCUUCGACAACGUGGGCCCUGAUUUUGAGCUGCGUGUGGAGUUGUACAGCACCCGUGAGGUUGAGGAUUUCCCACCCGGAGCCGUCGGACAGAGGAGAGGGGUCCGUCUCGGGGGUUCUCUAGGAUCCUCCUCUGGAAGAAAGAUCCGUGCCACAUUUCAGUCUGCAACUCUCUGCGGGUACAUUUCCACUGGAGGAGAUGUGAGACCUGGAAGCUUGUCGCCGCCUUUAUUUCCUUACCUGUCUGCCUUGGGGCCUAAGUAUAGCCUCUUGGCUCACACAACACUGACUAUUAAACAUGUCCAGGAGGCUUUCAAGACCCAUGAUCUGUCACUUUCAGCAACAGAGCAAAAUCCUUUCUGGUUGCCUCUGUACAGGAGCAUGUGCUGUCGUUUAGUUGCUCAGCCUUUGUGCAUGAUUCAACCGGUGAUAAGCGGCCCUCUCAAAGUCAAGCUUGAAGACGACUGCAAUCAAUGGGAAAAUGUCUAUGGCGUCCUCAGGGGACAAACUCUGAUCUGUUUUCAGAGUCAAGCAAACCUGGAGUGUGAUGACGAGCCGUUGCUUGUAAUCCCCAUCAACAAGGAUACCAUUGUCCGUGUGCCUGACGGUGAUGCUGAGCCUCAUCACCUCAUCUGCAUCAACACUCAGUGUCAAGGAGACACUGCAACCUACACUCUGACUGCACUCGCAGCUGAAGACAGACAGCGCUGGAACCAAGCCCUCCGGCAACACAUCCAUAACCUGAGCCAGUGGAAGCACUGCUGCGAUGACUUAAUGAAGAUCGAAACGCCAAGCCCACGGAAAUCCCUCGCAGUGAAACAAGGAUCGCUUUUCCAUGAAAUGGUCACCCCCUCCUCUCCGAGGAAGGGCCCCGCAGUUCCAGACAUCGAGAUUGAGAUCCGCACCUUGCUUUACUCUUACCACAAAGAAAGUUUUUGAUGCCACUGCUGUUAUGCUGAAGAGGCGAUAGUUUUCUCUCUGUAUGGUCUUACCAUGCUGGCCAAAGACAUCGACGUGGUCAGUUUUACACAUGAAGUGGUGCUGUUCAAACUUCAAGA
This is a messenger RNA of Salarias fasciatus (jewelled blenny), 1522 nucleotides long. RefSeq names its product rhotekin-like. The transcript is spliced from 13 exons. The coding region runs from base 33 to 1403 and encodes 456 amino acids. Gene Ontology annotation, cellular component: actomyosin contractile ring. The record is from RefSeq and is a predicted model, not a curated record. Gene Ontology annotation, biological process: signal transduction; septin ring organization; mitotic cytokinesis. NCBI's taxonomy places the organism in Eukaryota, Metazoa, Chordata, Actinopteri, Blenniiformes, Blenniidae.